AUGAGAGUUUCUGGUUUUCCUAUUGAAUUACGAAGAAAUUUGACUGCAGCAUGUGCUUUAUCCGUAAAUGUAGGAAGUUUUAGUGAUCCUUUUGAAAUACAGGGUGUGGCUCAUUUUUUUGAGCAUAUGAAAUUCAUGGGUUCCGAAAAAUAUCCAUAUGAAAACGACUUUAACCAAUUCGUAACAAAAAGAGGUGGAAUGGAUAAUGCUUCUACAAACUGUGAGCAAACAAUAUUUAAUUUCGAAAUACAAGAAAAGUAUUUGCUUCCUGCCAUGGACCGUUUUGCUCAAUUUUUCAUAAGCCCUCUCAUGAAAAGAAAUGCCAUCGCUCGAGAAAGAGAAGCUAUUGAGAGUGAAUUCCAGAUGGCCUUAGUGUCAGAUUCUUGCAGAAAAAACCAAUUGUUGUGCAGCUGUGUAAAAAAUAAUCACCCUGCAAUGAAAUUUUCUUGGGGAAAUCUAACAACGCUGCGAGAUAAUCUAGAAGAAGAAGUGCUGUAUUCAGAACUACAUAAGUUUAUAGAUAGACAUUACAGUGCUCACCGAAUGACUUUGGCUGUUAAAGCUGAAUUAUCGUUGGAGAAAUUGGAAAAAUAUAUCAUCGAUUGCUUUUCUAUGUUGCCCGUCAAUCAUUUGCCAGCUGAUGAUUUUUCCCAAUUCAAAGAAAAUGAUUCUUUCGAUAAGAUGGAUUUUUGUAAAAUUUACAAAAUUAAGCCAAUUCAAGAUACUCGCCACGUUCAAAUGACGUGGGUGAUGCAUCCAUUACAUCAUUUGUACAAAAGUAAACCACAUCAAAUUUUUGCAUGGAUUAUUGGGCAUGAAGGGGAGGGAUCACUGUUAAACUAUCUUCGCAAAAAAUUUUGGUGCAUUUACAUUUUAAGUGGUAACAGCGAAAGCGACUUGGAGCACAAUUUAAUGUAUGCUCUGUUCAGUAUAACUUUAAUAUUAACUGAUGAAGGUUGUGAGCACUUAAAAGAAGUAUUGGAAGCUGUAUUUUCGUACAUCAAUCUUUUACGUCAAGUGGAAUCUAAUAAGAGAAUAUUUGACAAGAUUAAACAAGUACAUGACAUACAUCUCAGAUUUAUGAGUGAACCCGACCCUACAAUGUACGUCAAAUAUUUGUGUCAAGCCAUGCAUCAAUAUCCGUCAACAGACUAUAUAAGUGGUAGAAUUUGAUAUUCCAACUUUGACCCCGAAUCUUUGAAACAAUGUAUCGAAGCAUUGAGUCCAGAGAAUGUUAAUAUUAUGAUUGUAGACCAGAAAUUCAAUGAAAAUACGUUCGACAAAGUGGAGCCUUGGUUUCAGACGAAGUAUUCCUGUGAAAAAAUUCCAGAAGAAUGGGUUUCUUGUUGGACUGACAUUGAACCGUUUAUAGAAUUUUAUUUACCUGAACCCAACGAAUUCAUUACAGAUGACUUUAAUUUGAUAGAUUUGCCAACUGACGUACCAAGUUACCCCACAAAAAUUCAUCAUGAUGAAAAAAUUGAAGUCUGGUACAGAAUGGACCCGAAAUUUCGUCUCCCAUCGUGUUAUAUUUACCUCUUGUUUAAGACUCCUUUUGCAACAGAAAGUCCGAAAUCAACCACUUGGUUGUACCAAUCUGGUAUUGAUUCUAUCCAUCUGUCUGUAAUAAUUGAGCUUCUAAUGCUGAUUAUAGAAGAGCCUCUUUUCAAUAUUCUUAGAACUCAAGAGCAAUUAGGCUACAGUGUAUUUUGCGCAAUGAGAGAUACGUACGAUGUUAUUGGUUUUUCAAUAACAGUUUGCACUCAAGCAAACAAAUUUUCCACAGAUUACAUUGAUGAAAGAAUAUAAAAUUUUAUUCAGGUCAUGGUUGAGACUCUUAAAAAUAUGUCUGAAGUAUAGUUCGAUAGUUAUAAGAAGUCGCUUGUUGAUUCCAAGAAAUGUAUAGAAAUCAAUAUUGGAGAAGAGAUCUCCAGAAAUUAGUCUGAAAUAACUAACAACAAGUAUAUUUUUGACAGACUGGACAAGGAAAUUAGUGCAAUUAUUUCCAUCAAAAAAAGCGAAUUAAUGCUUUGGUUUACAGAUCAUUCACGUACAGGAAAUAAUUUUAGGAAGCUAAGUGUUCACGUAGUUGGAGCUGCUGAUACAUUAGAUGAUGGAAAGACUAUGGAUUUGGAAAAGGCCGAGGCAUUGCUUGGUUUAGAUAAAGUAUUAACUUUGUAUGCUCCUCGAAAGGACAAAAAAUCAGUUGAUGAAGAAAGUUCUAGCAACAUCGAAGAAAGUGGAAAAUCACUUAUCAAUGUAGAAAAGGAAAUUCAAAAAGAGAAUUAA
Molecule: messenger RNA, 2289 nt
Organism: Copidosoma floridanum
Lineage: Eukaryota; Metazoa; Arthropoda; Insecta; Hymenoptera; Encyrtidae
Product: nardilysin
Biological process (GO): proteolysis
Molecular function (GO): metalloendopeptidase activity; metal ion binding
Source: RefSeq, a predicted model, not a curated record